CGACCUCAGAUCAAAUGUUUCCCCUCGGACGACCCGGACGAACCAUGUAAACGAUGCGCGCGAUACACACUGACGUGCGAAUACCUACAACAUCGUCGAGGCAGAAAGAAGAAGGAAAGACCCGAAGGUGUUGCGGGUGCUGGUGCCUCCGGGUCAGAACGAGCGGGUUCGGUGCCUGCCGCUGCUGGGAAGAGCGAGUCGAAGAAGGGCGGCAAGGCGCCAGGGUCUGAGAGGAAGGUCAAGGAUGAAGGCGCAGGAGCAGGCAAGUCGACGACAGCCACGACAGUCAACAGGGAGGCCAGUCCCCCGAGCAAGAAGGCUGGUACGGACCGACCUGGAUCUAGAUCAACAAGCAGGAGAUUUUCCGCCAAUCAACGACAUCCGGAGAAGUUUAGCCUCAGACACAUGGUCGAGCCGGUGGACGAGGAUCCUCUUGAGCACAGCGAUAGGGAGCAGGAGAGUGACCAUGAGGGUGACCUGCCGCCCAAGAAACGGCGACUGGAUCGCGGGGAUGAUGAGCCCUGGGAUCAUCCUUAUUCGAAUCAGGAUCCUAUAACUGACGGGAUCGUCAACGAGAUCCAAGCGAGGGAGAUGUUCCGAAUCUUCUUUGCCGAACUCAACUUUUCUUGUCCAGUGUUAGAUAAGGACAUACAUACGUUCGAUUGGGUUCGACAACAGUCUGCUUUCCUAUUCUCUACGGUCUUAUGCGUUACGGCACGCUUCUUUCGAGGAGGGUUGGAAACGCGCCCGGACGUCGACUUGCCUUACCCGCCCCAGCAAGCCAAGAGCAUUCAUCAUCGGUGUCUGACACUCGCUCAUCGGCAUCAAGCCGCGGUCUUCCACGCCGCAAUCACAUCCUUCGAUGUCGUUCAGGGUAUUGUACUGCUCGCAAUCUGGAAAGAGGCCGACGACGACAAGGCCGCACAUCGAUUCAACCGGGCUGUCAUGAUUGCCAAGGAGAUGAAGCUGAACCGAAUGGAAGCUGGAACUCCUGAUGACCCUGAAGAGGCGAGGUGGCAAAGAGCGACACAGAGGUUAUGGCGACUGCUCGACAGGUUGUGUCUUUUCAUUGUCAACACAGUCUUUGCGAUGCAGUUCAACUCUCCUCUGUUGAUCUCACAGGAUGAUCUGCUGGUGGCAUGCUCCCAACCAUUCUACCAUGGAUCGAAUGACAUCGGAACCGACAUCAGCCUCGUAGCAUCGGUGCAGCUCCGUAUCAAAUAUCUACACUACAAGUCGAUACUUGACAUUACCGCCAGUCAUAUGGAAAACGACACUUCGACACGGUCGUCGACAUCGAACUUGGUUUCGUUAUCGAUUCUGACCCGGACUAUGAACCAGGAUAUGCGAAUCACAAACGACUUUUGGAUCAAACAGAUUAGCGGAGUCACCGGUACCAUUUCUCGUAAACCACAUAUCUGGCUAGAUGCCCUCCUGCUCAACCUCAAUCUUACGGUCAGCAAUCAGAUCGACCAGAUACAAAGCAAGAUGCCUGCCGAAUCAAGAAUGAGCAUGCAGAGCUCUCAGGCGUUCCAUCAUUCCAUCGCCCUGGCCUCGGAUCUGCUGGACCGGAUAAAGACUCUACCAGCGAGAUUGUUGACCUUCGCCAGUGAUACGUUAUUGCAUUUCACAAUUUAUGCAGGAUACUUUCUAUACACGGUCGCAGCCCCUUCCGCUGCUGUGCCAUUGGAAAGAGCCGAACGGCAACACUGUUUCGACCUGAUGUUGGAAGCAGCCGACGCCUUGACGGCUUCAUCGAUGUUUGCAGCCGAUGCACCUUCGCUCCACGCUCGGUUUUUGAGGCGACUGGUAGCCAGCUCACAAACGUUGUGGGACAAGGAGCAAGGGAUCGAGCCGGUCCAGGACGACGCCGUCCAGGUGAACAUGCCUACCGGAUUCGACGUUCACAUGGUCAAUAACAUGCAGGCUCCUACGAUGGCCAAUCAGAACACGUAUCUCCCUCAGGUCUAUCCUGUGCCGCUCGACACCAUGGCUAUGGCACCGCCCAUCUCGACGUCGGGCAUGGUAGGGGACGACUCGCUGUUGAUGCAGCUCUGGUGGGACUUUAUGUCAACGUCAGGCAACAACAACAACGGGAAUGGAAUGCCAGCCUAUUGA
Messenger RNA from Filobasidium floriforme, 2118 nucleotides. RefSeq lists its product as uncharacterized. Lineage: Eukaryota; Fungi; Basidiomycota; Tremellomycetes; Filobasidiales; Filobasidiaceae. The record is from RefSeq and is a predicted model, not a curated record. The transcript has 10 exons. Gene Ontology annotation, cellular component: nucleus. Gene Ontology annotation, biological process: regulation of DNA-templated transcription. The annotation marks the transcript as partial. Gene Ontology annotation, molecular function: DNA-binding transcription factor activity, RNA polymerase II-specific; transcription cis-regulatory region binding.